AAUUAUAAUUCAUUAGUUUCCCGCUACAAUAUUUUUGUACUUAUUAAUUUAUUGCAUUAUUUUGCUUAAAGAAUGAGAUCAAGGGUAGUGAGUCCUAUGGUGGUGAUCAUCAGCUUGAUGAUGGUUGCAAAUGCUGGUAACUUUUAUGAAGACUUCUAUGUGACCUGGGGAGGUGACUACAACGCUAAGAUACUCAACGGUGGCAAUGAUCUCACUCUUUCUCUUGAUCAAGCUUCUGGCUCAGGAUUUCAGUCCAACAAUGAGUAUUUAUUUGGAAAGAUUGAUAUGCAGCUCAAGCUUGUCCCCGGCAAUUCUGCUGGUACUGUUACUGCCUAUUAUUUAUCAUCAAAAGGGGCAACAUGGGAUGAAAUAGACUUUGAAUUCUUGGGAAAUUUGAGUGGCGAUCCUUACAUCCUCCACACUAAUGUUUUUAGCCAAGGCAAAGGCAACAGAGAGCAGCAAUUCUACCUUUGGUUCGACCCCACUGCUGAUUUUCACACCUAUUCCAUCCUUUGGAAUCCUAAAAAUAUAAUAUUCUAUGUGGACGGAAUUGCAAUUAGAGAAUUCAAGAACAUGGAGAGCAUUGGCGUUCCAUUUCCAAAAAAGCAACCAAUGAGAAUAUACUCCAGUCUGUGGAAUGCAGAUAAUUGGGCAACAAGAGGAGGCCUUGUGAAGAUAGAUUGGUCUCAUGCGCCCUUCACUGCUUCUUACAGAAACUUCAACGCCAAUGCCUCCAUCUGCACCAAUGGGCCUUCUUCUUGUACUUCUUCUAACCCUAAUUCCAACAAUUCAUGGCUCUGGGAAGAACCAGACUUUGCAAAACAAGGUCAGAUGAAAUGGGUUCAGGACAAUUAUAUGAUUUAUAAUUAUUGCAAAGAUGCUAAACGUUUUCCACUAGGUCUCCCUAAGGAAUGCUAUGUGUCUAAUUAGUAGUUUCUGGAGGAACCAAAAAUAGGAUAUUUUGGUUCAUAUAUUUCUUCUAAAACCAAUCAUUUUCUUGGGUUUUUAUGAAUUUAUUCAUACCAAUUUGUAACCUCCAUCAAUUUUUUUUUAUUGAAGUCUCUUGUGCCCCCUUUGAGCUAA
This is a messenger RNA of Mercurialis annua (annual mercury), 1083 nucleotides long. Its product is annotated as probable xyloglucan endotransglucosylase/hydrolase protein 23. The transcript is spliced from 3 exons. Gene Ontology annotation, biological process: xyloglucan metabolic process; cell wall biogenesis. The coding region runs from base 73 to 930 and encodes 285 amino acids. Lineage: Eukaryota; Viridiplantae; Streptophyta; Magnoliopsida; Malpighiales; Euphorbiaceae. Gene Ontology annotation, cellular component: cell wall; apoplast. The record is from RefSeq and is a predicted model, not a curated record. Gene Ontology annotation, molecular function: hydrolase activity, hydrolyzing O-glycosyl compounds; xyloglucan:xyloglucosyl transferase activity.